AUGUCCAUGAGCGCGAACACCAUGAUCUUCAUGAUUCUGGGGGCGUCGAUCGUGAUGGCCAUCGCGUGCUUGAUGGACAUGAACGCGCUGCUGGACCGAUUCCACAACUACAUCCUCCCGCACCUGCGGGGCGAGGACCGCGUCUGCCACUGCAACUGUGGCCGGCACCACAUCCACUACGUGAUCCCAUACGACGGGGACCAGUCGGUGGUGGACGCUUCCGAGAACUACUUCGUGACGGACAACGUCACCAAGCAGGAGAUCGACCUCAUGCUGGGGCUGCUGCUUGGCUUCUGCAUCAGCUGGUUCCUGGUGUGGAUGGACGGCGUCCUGCACUGCGCCGUGCGCGCCUGGAGGGCGGGCAGGCGCUACGACGGCUCGUGGACCUGGCUGCCCAAGCUGUGCAGCCUGCGGGAGCUGGGCCGGCGGCCACACAGGCCCUUCGAAGAGGCGGCGGGGAACAUGGUGCACGUGAAGCAGAAACUCUACCACAACGGCCACCCGAGCCCGCGGCACCUCUGAGCCGCGCAGGACUCGUGGGGCCGCCGGCCACCGCGCCCACCUACACGGGACUGGACGGCCGCCCCGGGCCAGGGCGCCCGCGGCCGCCGGGCGUGUCCAGCGGAAGGUGCUGUCUCCUCUUCUUUUUAUAAAGGGGUCGGGGUGGGGCCGGGGGGGCCGCCGGUCUCAGGGGCCGGGGCGGCGUGCCCGGAGGGGGCGGUUGGGCCACCGGCUCCCUGCGGUCCUGCCUGCGCCCAGCCUGGGACCACGACUGCUACUUCAAACCGGCUGUGCGCCCGUCCGCGCGUCCGGCUCCGGAGCCGGUUCUGCCGGCGGGGAGCGAGGCCGGGAAAGGGUCUUGGCCGGGAAGGGGCCGGAGCCCGGCCGCACCCCACGCCUGCACCCGGGCGUCCGCGGGCCGCAGUGGGGAGCAGGGCAGGGCAGGGGUCUGGGGGAGGCCCCGGCCCAGCAGCAAUAAGGUCCCUGAGCCCCGCUGUGGCGAGUGCGGCCAUCCUGCCCAGGGCAUCCCCGGUCGGGCGCCUCACUGUGACCCCUACCCUUGCUGGUCAGUAAACUCUCCAGAAAGCUCCA
This is a messenger RNA of Equus caballus (horse), 1092 nucleotides long. It is a transcript of the gene TMEM240, whose product is annotated as transmembrane protein 240. NCBI's taxonomy places the organism in Eukaryota, Metazoa, Chordata, Mammalia, Perissodactyla, Equidae. Gene Ontology annotation, cellular component: synaptic membrane. The record is from RefSeq and is a predicted model, not a curated record.